AUGGCGGCCGCUGGUGGGGCCAUGGCCAAGCACAAGCAGAUCCUGCUCCUCGACCCGCCCACAGAUCUCAAAUUUAAAGGCCCCUUCACAGAUGUAGUCACUACAAAUCUUAAACUACGAAAUCCAUCAGAUAGAAAAGUAUGUUUCAAAGUGAAGACAACAGCACCUCGUCGGUACUGUGUGAGGCCAAACAGUGGAGUUAUUGAUCCAGGGUUGACUGUAACUGUUUCAGUAAUGCUACAGCCUUUUGACUACGAUCCAAAUGAGAAGAGUAAACACAAGUUUAUGGUACAGACGAUUUUUGCUCCAACAAACACUGCAGAUAUGGAGACUGUGUGGAAAGAAGCAAAGCCUGAUGAACUGAUGGAUUCUAAAUUGAGAUGCAUAUUUGAAAUGCCCACUGAAAAUGAUAAAUUGCUUGAUAUGGAAAGCAAAGCUGUUCCAGUGAAUGCAAAACCAGAUAAACAGUAUAGUAGUACUUCACUCAAUGAUACUGAAACAAGAAAAUUAAUGGAAGAGUGUAAAAGACUUCAAGGAGAAAUGAUGAAAUUAACAGAAGAAAAUCGACACUUGAGGGAUGAAGGUUUAAGGCUCAGAAAGGUAUCAGCACCACCACCACCACCACCACCACCACCACCACCACCACCAGUGGAAAAACCAAGCUCAGGCGUGAUUCCUUCACUUCUUGUUGUAAUUGCAGCCAUUUUCAUUGGAUUCUUUCUAGGGAAAUUCAUCUUGUAGAGUGAAGCAUGCAGAGUGCUGUUUCCUUUUUUUUUUCUUGACCAGAAAAAGAUUUGUUUACCUACCAUUUCAUUGGUAGUAUGGCCCACAGUGACCAUU
Gracilinanus agilis (Agile Gracile Mouse Opossum) is the source of this 840-nucleotide messenger RNA. RefSeq names its product vesicle-associated membrane protein-associated protein A-like. Gene Ontology annotation, biological process: neuron projection development. Gene Ontology annotation, cellular component: endoplasmic reticulum membrane; plasma membrane. NCBI's taxonomy places the organism in Eukaryota, Metazoa, Chordata, Mammalia, Didelphimorphia, Didelphidae. Gene Ontology annotation, molecular function: FFAT motif binding. The coding region runs from base 1 to 741 and encodes 246 amino acids. The transcript has a single exon. The record is from RefSeq and is a predicted model, not a curated record.